AUGACUACGCCAGAAGUGCCAGUAGGCGCAAAAGUCCAGGUGUCGGUCGGUAUAGGCCAUGUCAGAUGGACUGGCACAAAUCCGGGGUUUGCAGUUGGCAAAUGGGUCGGUGUCGAACUGUUAGAACCAGCAGGAAAAAACGACGGGACUGUCAAAGGAGAACGAUACUUUGAUUGUCCCCCACUAUAUGGUGUCUUUGUUCGACCAAGUCAGGUCAAGAUCUUGGAAACACCAAAGACUGCUGUAAGUCCAUCGUGUCCUCGUCCGUCAUCAGCUAGGCCUCCAGCAACACCUACAACGUCUCGGCUCGCAUCCGGACAGUCAUCGCGUGCUUCAUCACCCCAAAAACCACUGACCUCUCGGGCCCCUCCAACGCCUGGUCAAUCAUCCCGAGUCACUUCCGGUUCUUCCGCCACCGGUGUACCACAAUCUCCCGCUCCCGCUCCUCCGCCUGCUAGACGAGUCUCAUCAACGUCCAGCCGUCCCGGGCAAGGCAACAUCUUCAAGAGGCCACCCUCCGUCCUGGACAGAGCGCCGACGCCGCUGACUACAGCGGAAGAGGAAGAAGAUGAACCUGUCCGCGGUGUGAUAUCGCCUCCGCCUCAAAGGGUGAUAUCUCCCACUCGACGAGUCAUCUCUCCUGUACCCAGUCUAUCUCAUCAGACGGGCACUCGAUCUAUCUCUGCCACCCUCGCUCCUCCUCCCGAACUACCCUCUCCCGAAGCACACCCCGCGGCCAAUCCCACUCCUCGCUCUCCAUCCCCCGAUAAAGGGGCAAUCCAUGAAUCAGCAAUGAAACGCGAGCUUGAAGAGCUGCGGAUCAGAGUCAGGAUUCUCGAAACGCGAAAGCACGAAGAUGGCGAAAAGAUCAAAGAUCUCGAAGGCCGUGUAGGCGAGGCAGACUCGCUGAAAACGGCUCGAGUCCGGUUACAAGCCAAGUUUCAAGAAAUUCAAUCGGCACUCUUGGCUGCGCAGAGGUCGGCGAAGGAUCUUCAGGCGGAGAAUGGAGUGUUGGAAAACCGAGCAGCUGAGGCUGUGGAUCAGCUGGAGAUGGCCGCGCUGGACCGAGAAGUGGCAGAGGAAAAGGCAGAAGCGGCUGAUUCAGAAGUCGUCAAGCUCGGGGAGAGAGUGGAAGAGUUGGAGAUGGAAGUGGCCAUCUUGAAAGAAGAGAAUGCCGAGUAUGAGCGACCGGUUUCCGGUGUGGAAGGCGAAAGGACGAGCCUGGCAUUCGUACAAUUGGAAAAACAUAAUGAGAGGCUCAAGGAUGCUCUCAUCAGGCUUCGUGAUAUGUCAUCUGAGGCCGAAAAGGAUCACAAGACCAAGAUGGCUGAGCUCGAACGAGAGCUGACUUCUCAGGAAGAGCUCAUCACCAACCUCGAAUUAGCUGAAGCCAAGCUAUCGAACGCCGAGUCACAGAUCGAGGACCUCAAGCUCCAGCUCGAUGACGCCCUCGGUGCCGAAGACAUGCUUGAGCAGCUUACAGACCGCAACCUUCAAUUGUCCGAGCGCCUCGAAGAAAUGCGGGCUACAAUCGAAGACUUGGAAGCAUUGAAAGACUUGAACGAUGAAUUAGAGGAAGGGCAUGUGGAGACGGAGAAGCAGUUGAAUGAGGAUAUCGAGGCGCUAGAGAUCGCUUUCAGAGAGGAGAAGAGGAGAGCAGCCGAGCUGGAGGAGGUCGCUCUGGAUAUGGAGAGUACCAUUGGGCAGUUCAGGGAGCUGGUGCAAAGCCUUCAGGGCGAUCUGGAGAAUGUCCGCCUUCAACAGAUGAACCAAGAGAGCGACACGGCCACGGUCACCAAAGAUUCACAAGCUCUCAUGAACCUCAACCUCAAACUCCAAUCGACAGCUGCCAAAGCUCAGUCUAAAACCAUUGACCUCGAACUGAAGAAGCUGGAGGCUACUCAGCUCUUUGAACACCUCCGUAUCGUACAAGCUUACCUACCCGAAGCCUAUCACGAGACGGAAGAAGACUCCGCGAGCAUGUUCUUGUUCUUCAACAGGGUUGGAGCAAAGGUGGACAUGCUGGUCAACGUCGUCAGCCAGGUCCACGGGUUGCCAGCCAGUCUGCAUUCGGCUUCCUCCGAAGCCCUCGUGGGUAUCUGCGAGCUAAAGGGCAAAUUGCGCUACUUUUCUACCCUCAACAAGCGUUUCUCGAGCGUCAUGAAACGCGGUUCCACCGACGACUGGUCUGCCUAUGGCAAAUUCCUCACCGAAAUCACCGGUGUAGAGGCCCGUAUCGACUCGUGGGUUGCCGCCCUCAAGAACGACGAAUUCAGCGAGUGCGAUUGUGCUCGAGACUUGGGGAGCUUGGUGGCCCAGUUUGAUCAUUUGGCGGAGACUGCCUUCCAUCGCCCGCAGUUGGAUGUCGGGGAGCAGCAGCUGGGGUUGGCUCAUGUGUUUGAUUGUGAUCUGGACAACUUUGCGGCAGCUGUUGGGUUUGCCAGGCAUGCCAUCACCAGCUUGGCCGCCGAAGAAGAUAUUGAAAUCGAUGUCGGAGAGUCAUCUCUGGAGGAAAGUGUCUACGACCCGGUCCAGAGGAUACUGGAUCUGGUCAGGAGUGUCCAAGUCCCAUCCGCCAAACUUGUUCACCAAAUUGAGGAGAUUGCACAAGCCUCUUCUGCUUUCAUGCCUGAGAUCACUCUCAUUCUGAGCGACCUCACCGCCUCCGUCUCAAACGCCGUCGAUUUGGCCGUCCAACUCGCUCAGCGCAUCGGCCAGCACACUGCACUUCUCCGUUCAACCAAGCAGCCAUUGAAAUUGUCAGAUAUUGAAGGGUUUUUGGCGGAUGUCACGGCGCAGUCGGCGUCGGCGGGUGUGCAAGCGCAUCCUUGGGAAGUUAUUGGAGCGUUCGUCGCGAAGCUCGGGGAGGAACUCGGAGCGGCUGUGCCAAAAGUCAAAGAGGCUGUAAAGGAAGGCAGAGUGAUGGUCUACGACGCCCCGGCUCCUUGGAUCGCCAGAGUUGCAGCCAUCAAAGAGGCGGCCUCGCACAAUGCCGAGACCGAAAAGCAAGUCCUCAUGCUUACCGAAGAAGUCAAGGAUAUGCUCCGAGAGAUCAAAAUUCGCGAUCAAACCCUUCAAGAGGCGGGCGUCAAAGUCGAAACCCUCGAAAGAAGACUUGAAACUUCCCGCAAGCAGGCCGAUGACAUUGUCGAUCUCGAAAACGAUGUGGCCAAAGCAAAGAAGCAGGAGAAGGUGUAUGCGGAUGCUGUAGAGCAACUGCAGCAGGAAGUAAAUGCCUUGGAGAAUCAGAAUGCUGAGCUUAGGAAGGGCCAGGGUGGUGACAGGCAAGUGAACGCGAACCAAGGUAUCCCUAGCUUCGGGGAGCCCAUCAUAGUCGGUUCCGGGGCCGGCCUCGAAUCUUCUCAGCUCGCGGAACAGGUUGCAAACCUCAAGAGCGCUGUCCGCUUCCUCCGCCAGGAGAAUGCCCUGCUCAAGUCCAAAGAACUGUACAAGGAAAUACAUUCCUUGCCUACUUUGGGCUUCCGCUCUGAGCCUGACGUACCAGAACUUGUUUCUUCAUUAUACAAAGAGACUCCUGCCACCCCAGGAUCCGAAUCUGAAUCUUCUCUUCCAAGUACGCCAACACAUUCCCCUCUUCGCUCCCUACCGCCUACCAAGCACGCCCUCGAGAUGGAAUCGCGAAUACUCCUCUACCAGAUUGCCAAAUUUCAAGCCAGUCCCAAGAUUGUCGAUAUCUCACAAUUGGGUGGAGAAAAGGUCGGAUGGAAGAGCCGGAAGAAUGCCCCGGAGGUGCAGGUGGGAGAGUGGAAGAAGAAGGAGAGGAGGUUAGAAAGACGGUUGGAGGGAUUGGUCGGGAGGGCGAGGAGCCUGGGUGAACGAUCAAACCUGUAUAGAUAA
Molecule: messenger RNA, 3858 nt
Organism: Cryptococcus wingfieldii CBS 7118
Lineage: Eukaryota; Fungi; Basidiomycota; Tremellomycetes; Tremellales; Cryptococcaceae
Product: dynactin 1
Exons: 11
Coding region: 1-3858 (1285 amino acids)
Biological process (GO): nuclear migration involved in conjugation with cellular fusion; establishment of mitotic spindle orientation
Cellular component (GO): spindle pole body; spindle; microtubule associated complex
Source: RefSeq, a predicted model, not a curated record